Messenger RNA from Carica papaya (papaya), 2896 nucleotides. It is a transcript of the gene GEX3, whose product is annotated as gamete-expressed 3. Gene Ontology annotation, cellular component: plasma membrane. Gene Ontology annotation, molecular function: protein binding. Gene Ontology annotation, biological process: embryo development ending in seed dormancy; pollen tube guidance. NCBI's taxonomy places the organism in Eukaryota, Viridiplantae, Streptophyta, Magnoliopsida, Brassicales, Caricaceae. The record is from RefSeq and is a predicted model, not a curated record.
AUAGCAGGAGAUAUGCAAAGGCGUAGUAACUAAAAGUUUGAAAAAACAUGAAGAGCUUCUUUAUUGCAACCCUAAUUCUCUUGCUUUCCCACCUCCUUCUCUUUUCUUCCUCUGGUGUGGCUGCUCGGCAGCUACUUGACCAUGGACAUGGUGGUGGUAUUCCCGUGGGCAACCGUGGUCCGGUUUUUAACUGUGGUCGGAAGACACCGUACUCAAAAUGCAUCCCUCAAGUCAAACGGCCGCCGCCCCGCCGUGUUUGCCGCUAUCCCUACAGAUGUCAUCCUCCUGUUCCCCCCUAACUAAUUAGUUCCACUAAACUUGUAUUAAUUAUAAGUAAUCUCUCUCCAUUUCUUGUAUUAGUUAUAUAAUUCUAUCUGAGAGUGUAAGCUGUAUUAAUUAUGAAAUAAAUUUGUGUUUAAUUACAUUUUGUCUCAGUGUAAAAUGCAAAUUUGACAUUUAAAUACGUGAUUUUGAUUUAUACAUCAACUUCAUGAAAUAUGACUAUUGCCCGCCCAAACCAGCGGUUAACAAACCGUUGUUUCUUCUUCUUCUUCUUCUUCUUCUUCUUCUCCCCUCUCUUUUAAACACCGCCACAAGAUACAUCUAGAAAUUCUGUUUCCUCUCUACAAUGCGCAUAAUUCACCCCUUCUUCUUGCUUCCGAUCUUGGGAUUACUGUCUGGGUCUUCUCACCCGGUAGGAUUACAGCAAUACUCAGCUCCUGCAAAAGCAGUUUAUAGGCUUUCAAAGCCUCUAAUUGGAGAUGAUGGGAGGGUUUAUGUUUGUUCUGAGGAGCAUUUGUUUGCAUUUGAAGGCAACGGUUCCAUUGCUUGGUCUCUCCAUUUAGAUUAUAAAUGCAACGUUAGUAAAGCCCCAGUCCACGGCGGUAGGGGAAAGAUAUAUUUGAUUGCAGAAGACAGGGUUCUGAAAGUUGAUUUAAAAAAGAAUGGAACUUCAGGAUCUGCAGCAGAAAAUUUUUUCAGCCCAGGCCCAGGCCAAGAGGGACCUAUUGAAAUAAUUGGGCUUGCUGUAAGCACAUUGAGUUCAUCCGUUUUCAUAAAUAUAAAAAACCGAGGGCUCUUCGCAUUCUCAACAAAUGGCCGACCACUCUGGAUUGCUGGACCUGUGCUGAAACAAUUUGGUUAUCGGAUAGGUUGCCGGAAAGCUGUUACAGAUUGUUUCUUUGCUUCUGUUCCUGUGAUUGAUCGAUGUGAGGCUAGUAUCUAUAUCUCAAAUACUGAAGGAGAACUUUAUUCUUUGCCUCUUCGGAGUCCUCACUUCAAAUGGAUUCAGGAUUUUAGUACAUAUGACAAAAUUUUCACUAUAACCCCUGGAAAAAAUGGCUGCCUAUAUGUUAUCAUGCCGAUUAAGGGCCUUGUGUUUUCUUUAGAUGCUUCUUCAGGGAAGAUCCUGUGGCAGAGAAAUAUUGGGCCACUGAGCACUGCAGAAUACGCACCUGUUGUCGAUUCUAAUGGUUGGAUAUCCAUUGGAUCUGUGGAUGGACAUCUGUAUUCUUUUUCACCAGUUGGAGUUCUUAAGAAGUUCCCUGAAGCUGAUAAUCUGGAUUCUGUUAUACAAGUAGAUCCAUAUCUUGAUUGCUCGGGCUAUGCAGUAUACAUUUCCCAAACCAAGAUGGAGGGAAAGAUUAGCCAAACUAUUGGUGACUAUACUUACAUCUCGGUGUUGAGACCCAAAAGUGUACUCUUCACCUUGUUGGUUCCAGCAACUGGGUCCAUUUAUUGGUCAGAAAGCUAUCCUGAUCAAUUCUCAUCCUUCUUAUCAGAAAGGGACCUGCAGCAUUUUAUGUUGGAUGAGCGAAUCGUUCUUGCCUUAAUCACUGCUUCAAAGAUUGGCAAUCCACUGCAGUGUCGAUCCUUGAGUCAGAAACUUGCAUCUAGCUGCUACCAGGCAAGGCCCAAGCCACUCGGUAUUUAUACAGGUAACAGAAGAGUCAUUCUGUUGUUCUUGCUAUUUGAGUCUGUUUUAUUGGUAGUUUUGGCUGUACUUGUUCGAUUCUGCUGUAUAUUUUGGAGAAAAAAGAAGCUCCAAGGUCAAGACCUGGGAAUCUUUUUUGAGAAGCGACGUUCUCUCCAACUCAAGAAGAAAGCAUUUGAUAGGACAAUCACAGAACUUCAGCAAAAAGCUGCAGAGGAAGCUGCAGCCAGCGAAGUGAUCGAAGCACUAGGCAAUCUGGUACGCGAAAGGGAAGGUGUACAGAGAAAACUCUCAUCAAAGUAUAGUUUGGGCGGGGAUAGAGCUGGUUCACAGUCAAAAUCUCUGCUUCCACCAUUGUAUGGUAGCAAAACAAGGAGUUAUUCUUUCCAGGCUGCAAAGAAAGAGAGUACCGUCACAAUCUUUCACACCCUAAGCAAUACGUCGUCGAAAGAAAGCAGCAGCGAGAGCGAUACUAGCUGGAGUUCUGAUCAAGAAAACAACAUAUUAACAUCUAAAGGAAAGGCAAAAGCAGCUAUGGAAACGGAGAAUAGUUCAAGUGGUGAUGAAUUGCUAAAAAAGGAUUACGAGAGAAGUCCAUCACAGCCAGCAUCCAGUUCGACGCAGUAUGGUACGGAAUCAUUAUAUCUGGAGCAAAAAUCAGGAGGGAAGAAGUUGGAUGAUGAUGACAGGGAGGUGGUAGAGUUCAUGCCAAGAAACAGAAGAAGCCAAUGGUUAAAAAGGAGGAGGACGAUGUCUUCAACUAACUAGGAGGGAGCUGCAACGACAAGAUAUAUUUGCAGUUUUCAAGUUUGCUUUGUCUGUUGCAUCUUCGUCGUGUUUUACAGCUCUGCACAUACCAGGAACAUUUCCUGUAUGUACCGUUCCUCUUUUGGUGUAUGGAUACAUACGUACUCGUUGGUGAUCCUUAUUACUAAAAUUAAGAUUAAUAAAUAAAAAAUAUUC